UUUUGUUUUGUUUUGUUCGGGGGGUUAUUUUUCCUGUGCGGCUCGAUCUUCUGCUGCGCCAUUUGGGGGGCGUCUCGAGGCAUUUUUUAUGCGCUGGGGUCUGCGAAUGUGGGUGAUCUGGUGAUGCAUUCGCGAUCCCGCAGAGAGUUCCUCUGGCCUUCUGGAUUUGCUCUGGUUGCUUGCUGGGAAGGCGGACUGAAUUCCGGAGGCUUUUGUGUAUAGCGUCAAAUUGUUUUUUUCUUAAGGUUUCCUCGCCUCCCUACGAUUCUAAAGUUAGGGACAUCUCUCAACAUUGUUUUCGACUGGAUGGCGCAUUGAUUCGUGGAACGGCCUGGUGGUUUUUGGCGAUGUGAUGAAAUAUGCGGCAGUGGCAGUUGAGGCGAUAGGACUGCUUCUGCUAGAUCAUUUUACGGUUCAUGAUCCAUCGGAAGGAAUGAACGGGAGUCGGCAGAUGGAGCUGCACUACAUAAAUACUGGAUUUCCAUACACCAUCACCGAGAGCUUCAUGGAUUUCUUUGAGGGCCUCACAUAUGCUCAUGCUGAUUUUGCUAUUGCAGAUGCCUUCCAUGAUCAGGCUAAUCCAUACUGGGCAAUGAUGCAUACAAACUCGUAUAAGUAUGGAUAUUCUGGUGCAGGAAAUUAUUACAGUUAUGGACAUGUUUAUGACAUGAAUGAUUACAUGCAUAGGGCAGAUGGUGGACGCAGAAUCUGGGAUAAUACAACACCUGUUAACAACACUGAGUCCCCCAAUGUAGUCUUGCAGGGUGGAGAAACUCCUCCUGCAAGUGCAAGCUCUACUACUGAGGAAUGCAUUCAACAACAAGUACACCAAAAUUCAAGCAGUCCCCAGGUCAUUUGGCAAGACAACAUUGAUCCUGACAAUAUGACAUAUGAGGAAUUGUUGGAUUUGGGUGAGGCAGUUGGGACCCAAAGCCGUGGUCUCUCCCAAGAACACAUUUCACUACUUCCAGUCACAAAGUACAAAUGUGGUUUCUUUUCGAGGAGGAAAACACGCCGUGAAAGGUGCGUAAUUUGCCAAAUGGAGUACAGGAGAGGGAAUCUGCAGAUGACACUUCCCUGCAAGCAUGUAUACCAUGCCAGUUGUGUCACAAGAUGGCUUAGCAUAAACAAGGUUUGCCCUGUUUGCUUUGCUGAAGUUCCUGGUGAUGAGCCCAAGAGGCAAUGAGUCAUGGCUGCCAAAAUGGUCUUGCUCCCAGACACUCAGCCCAUACCGUGCUUCAAUGGAUGAAUGAUUUCUGCUUGAAGGCAGCUUUCCCCUUCCUCUCUAGGUUUGUGUAUUAGAAUCAUAUCGCAAAUAUAGGUUAUAAUCAGAUGUAGUUGAUGUUGGAACCUGUGCUGAGGUUUGCCGUAGGCUGUAGAGUUCGAAUGUGAACUGUAACCCUGUGCUAGAUGAAAAGCAUGCUGGAUCAUGCGCGCUUGCGAGGUGUUUUUGUCCACUGCAAAGAGCAUGCACUAGUCUGUGUUAUUUGAAUUCAAUUAAGAUUUUGUGGACAGAAAAAAAUUCAUUUGUUACACCC
Oryza brachyantha (malo sina) is the source of this 1538-nucleotide messenger RNA. Its product is annotated as E3 ubiquitin-protein ligase BIG BROTHER. Gene Ontology annotation, biological process: negative regulation of organ growth; protein ubiquitination. Gene Ontology annotation, molecular function: ubiquitin-protein transferase activity; ubiquitin conjugating enzyme binding. The record is from RefSeq and is a predicted model, not a curated record. Lineage: Eukaryota; Viridiplantae; Streptophyta; Magnoliopsida; Poales; Poaceae. The coding region runs from base 353 to 1186 and encodes 277 amino acids. The transcript has 8 exons.